AGUCAAAGUCAAAUCAAAUGACAUUAGUUGGAAUUUAGGCAUAAUUUAAGCAGCUGUGACCAAAAUUCAAAAUUUUUGUAGCAAAUGCACUCAAUAAUAACUUAGAUCAAAUGGCUAUUAAAGUAUGGUGUUACUUGGACGUCAUCAGUUAAAACCUCAGCAUUUUCUUAUCUACUGUUCUCGUUUUCGUCAAAUUAAUGUUGAAAUAUUUCGAUUCCUCAUGUCUAUCCCAUCAAGUUCCAGCCGCAAACCACCAAUUAAAAUACCAUCUUCAUCACCGGGACGAAAAUCGUACAAACCAAUUACACCUAAAGACGUGUAUCCAACCAUAAUGGAACUGCGAGUAGGUGUUAUGAACUAUGCAUGGGGUAAGAUUGGCAGCAAUAGUGAAGUUGCCAGAUUGAUUAAAAAUGAUGGAACUGUUUCAAUUGAUGAAAACAAACCAUAUGCUGAAUUGUGGAUGGGCACCCACCCAAAUUGUCCUUCUUAUAUCAAAUCAUCUGGUACAGCGUUAAGCACUGUGCUGGUAAACUACCCAAAAUACCUGGGUGAUAAAAGUAUCAUGACAUUUGGGUUAAAAUUGCCAUUCCUUUUUAAAGUCCUCAGUGUUCGCAAAGCACUCAGCAUACAGGUGCAUCCUGAUAUAGAUCGUGCCAAAAAACUGCACAAAACACAUCCAGAAUUAUAUAAAGAUCCAAAUCAUAAGCCAGAGCUUGCCAUAGCUUUAACUAAUUUUCAAGCCAUGAUUGGAUUUCGACCUUUUGAGGAAAUCCAGAACAAUUUAAAAGAAAUAUUUGAAAUUCAAGAUGUUAUUGGCAAAGAUGCUUACUUGACAUUCCUGGGAUUGGUGGACCAACAAACUGCAAACAUCAUUAUUCCUCAGUGCUUUAGGAAUUUGAUGAUAAGUUCUGAACUUGAAAUUCGCAAAGCACUCACUGCAUUUGCGCACAGACUUAAAUCGACGCAAAAUUUGAGUGCCGUCCAAGCCAACUUGUGCACAUUGAUCAUUAAGCUUUAUCAACAAUUUCCGGAUGAUGUAGGUUGCUUUGGACCAAUAUUUUUGAAUGUGAUCAAUUUGUCGCCGGGGCAAGCGAUAUUUUUGGGCGCAAAUGAGAUUCACGCUUAUAUUGAAGGAGAUUGUAUUGAAUGUAUGGCAUCAUCGGAUAAUGUAAUACGUGCUGGUUUGACUCCGAAGUUCAAAGAUGUCGAGACACUCUGUUCCAUCUUGAACUACAAUGGAGCACCGCAAAAGUCGAAAUUGUUUCAACCAAUCAAGGAGAAUGAAUUUACCAAGCUUUUCAGGCCGCCUGUGAAUGAUUUUGCGGUAGCAGUAACAGAAAUACCUAAGGGAAAAACGGUUACUUUAGUCAUAAGGACAGUAGCGAGUAUUGCGCUUUUCGUUAAAGGAUAUGGACACACACAUGAUUCCAUUGUGUGCUCGCCUGGCACCGUCUUAUUCAUUCCUGCCAAUGAAGAAGUUCGCAUUAUGGAUGUAACAGAAGAUAUUACAUGCUACAUUGGCUUGGCGAACAUCUAACGUGUACCACAUUAGAUUUUUAGAGUUUGGUGUAAGAUUUGUAUGGGACAAUUAUUAAUGGUGUUGUUAUUGAGUAUAAAUAUUUUCUUAUUAAAUUAUAUGAAUAAUGGUAAUAAUAAUAAAGUCAGGUGUGGGGUCAGGUUA
Messenger RNA from Dalotia coriaria, 1681 nucleotides. It is a transcript of the gene Mpi, whose product is annotated as mannose phosphate isomerase. NCBI's taxonomy places the organism in Eukaryota, Metazoa, Arthropoda, Insecta, Coleoptera, Staphylinidae. The transcript is spliced from 5 exons. Gene Ontology annotation, cellular component: cytosol. Gene Ontology annotation, biological process: GDP-mannose biosynthetic process; carbohydrate metabolic process. The coding region runs from base 125 to 1537 and encodes 470 amino acids. Gene Ontology annotation, molecular function: zinc ion binding; mannose-6-phosphate isomerase activity. The record is from RefSeq and is a predicted model, not a curated record.